This is a messenger RNA of Malaya genurostris, 3102 nucleotides long. Its product is annotated as heat shock protein 70 A1. Gene Ontology annotation, biological process: protein refolding; cellular response to unfolded protein. Gene Ontology annotation, molecular function: misfolded protein binding; ATP binding; heat shock protein binding. The record is from RefSeq and is a predicted model, not a curated record. Lineage: Eukaryota; Metazoa; Arthropoda; Insecta; Diptera; Culicidae. Gene Ontology annotation, cellular component: cytoplasm. Bases 1063 to 2982 code for a protein of 639 amino acids. The transcript has a single exon.
GUUUAUGUUUAUUACGUGGAUAAUUUAUGGGUAGCGAAUCAUUUACGUGAAGUGCAAAACUAACUUCCUUUGAAUUUCGUUUCCAAUAAGAUUUUAAUCCAACAACACUGCAUAGAUCUUGUUAAUCAUAACCAUCUUUAAUAAACAAACUUGUUAAAAUUUGUUCUAAUUCACAAUAAAAAAAUAGCAACGGUGAACAACGUUCUCUUCGGCACCGGAAGAUUCGCAAGUUAGAAAAUAAUAGAAACUGUAUUAGUGAUUAUUCUACAAAAAGUUCUACUUUUUCUUGAAAUUUGAUUAAGACUUUGUCAUUGAAUUUAAAAUAAUUUGCAUAAAAAUCAGAACAUUAUUUUCUUCAAUGCAAUCGAAUGUGACAGUUUGAUUCCAAUGCUAUCUAACUAAACGACAGCAUUGACAUACUAAAAAAAUAGACAUAGGCUUUUGCAAAGAUGCAAUAAAAUUAUCUCUAACGCAAAGGUUCAACUGCAAACGAUGCAUCGACAUUUUCAUGCUUAUUGAAUCAGAGCUAAUAGAAUAUGAUUUUUGACCAAGUUUAAACUAAUUUACUUUAUGUUCUAUAUUUCUCUUCAGAUAACUCUCCUUUUAAUGUCUAAUUAUUUUUAUUAUAAUUGUGAUAGUAAUUUUUUUUAAACGAUGAAUUUCAACAAAGAUGAAAAAAUAUUUCAAAUUCAUGUCAUACGGAACCUUCUCGAUACUACUACAAACAUCGCAUGUCACGGUAGCUCAUAAACUCACCUUACAGAAGGGUAAAAAUAGAUACGAACGGUGCCGAAGCAACUCGAAUUUUCUAGAAGUGCUCGCUUUUCAUAUAUAUUUUGUCGAGUCGCGUUCGCAGCUUCAGUUCAAUUCAAGCAAGUAAACGAAUCACAUCGCAAGCAAAUAGAAAACGUGACUCAAGUAUUCAAAGCGAGCGCAAAAGUUUCAAAGCAACUGUUAAUAGAGUGAAAGUACAAAGAAUAAUUAAAUUCAAGUGUAAAAUCAUCAAACAAGACUUUUGAGAAUUUUUGUUUCAUCAGUGGUGAAAUUAAGUGAGCAUUGAAAAUGUCGGCAAUCGGUAUUGAUCUGGGCACCACGUACUCUUGCGUGGGAGUGUUCCAGCAUGGCAAGGUGGAAAUUAUUGCAAACGACCAAGGCAAUCGAACAACUCCCAGCUACGUGGCCUUUUCUGACUCGGAGCGGUUGAUUGGUGAUGCUGCAAAGAACCAGGUUGCGAUGAACCCACGAAACACGGUGUUCGAUGCAAAACGACUGAUUGGCCGUAAAUUCGACGAUCCAAAAAUUCAAGCCGAUAUCAAACACUGGCCAUUCACGGUAGUCAACGAUGGCAGCAAACCAAAGAUCGAAAUUGAGUUCAAAGGCGAAAGGAAACGCUUUGCUCCGGAAGAAAUCAGUUCAAUGGUGCUGACGAAGAUGAAGGAAACGGCCGAAGCUUACCUGGGUAAAAGUGUGCGGAAUGCGGUCAUCACAGUACCAGCGUAUUUCAACGAUUCGCAAAGACAAGCAACAAAAGAUGCGGGAGCAAUCGCCGGUUUGAACGUCAUGAGAAUCAUCAAUGAACCGACGGCAGCUGCAUUGGCCUACGGUUUAGACAAGAAUCUGAAAGGAGAACGAAAUGUUUUGAUUUUCGACCUGGGUGGUGGUACAUUUGAUGUGUCCAUCCUGACUAUCGAUGAAGGUUCGCUGUUUGAAGUGCGAUCUACUGCCGGUGAUACUCAUCUGGGAGGAGAGGACUUCGAUAAUCGAAUGGUUUCACACUUCAUCGAAGAAUUCAAACGUAAAUUCAAAAAAGAUCUUUCGGCAAAUCCACGUGCACUGCGGCGUUUGAGGACGGCGUGCGAACGAGCUAAACGUACAUUGUCAUCGAGCACUGAGGCUACAAUCGAAAUCGAUGCCUUGUAUGAUGGAAUCGAUUACUACACGAAGAUAUCGCGAGCACGAUUCGAGGAAUUGUGCUCUGAUUUGUUCCGAUCAACACUACAACCAGUCGAACGAGCUCUGUCAGAUGCCAAGAUGGACAAAAGUUCAAUCCACGACAUUGUUCUGGUUGGAGGUUCAACUCGCAUUCCGAAGGUCCAGUCGUUACUGCAGAACUUCUUCUGUGGAAAAUCAUUGAAUCUAUCCAUCAAUCCGGAUGAAGCUGUGGCAUACGGUGCUUCGAUUCAGGCUGCCAUUCUCAACGGUGACAAGGAUGAGAAAAUCCAGGAUGUCCUACUAGUUGAUGUCGCUCCACUCUCGUUGGGAAUUGAAACGGCAGGAGGUGUGAUGACUAAACUAAUUGAACGCAACAGUCGCAUUCCAUGCAAGCAAACGCAGACAUUCUCGACAUACGCGGAUAACCAACCCGGAGUUUCGAUUCAGGUGUAUGAAGGAGAACGAGCAAUGACCAAAGACAACAAUCGUCUAGGACUGUUUGAUUUGUCAGGAAUUCCACCAGCUCCCAGAGGUGUUCCACAAAUUGAAGUCACAUUCGAUUUAGAUGCCAACGGAAUUCUGAACGUGUCAGCGAAGGAAAUGAGUAGUGGCAAGGUGAAAAACAUCACGAUCAAGAAUGACAAAGGUCGUCUCAGUCAGGCAGAUAUCGAUCGAAUGGUGUCGGAAGCUGAAAAGUUCCGCGAGGAAGAUGAAAAACAGCGAGAACGAGUUGCCACAAGAAAUCAGCUCGAAGGUUAUUGUUUCCAGCUGAAACAAUCGUUGGAUUCGGCUGGUGAAAAAUUAAGUGAAGCUGACAAAAGCACCGUUCGAGACAAAUGCGAUGAAACGCUUCGAUGGCUUGAUGGAAAUACGAUGGCCGAGAAGGACGAGUUUGAGCACAAAAUGCAGGAGUUGAGCCGAGUUUGUAGUCCCAUCAUGACACGAUUGCAUCAGGGUGCUGCCGGUGCUGGUCCAGUGCCACCCAACUGUGGACAGCAGGCUGGUGGAUUUGGUGGACGAACGGGACCCACAGUCGAGGAAGUUGAUUAGAUACAUUCACUUGCAUAGGUUAAGAAAAAUAUUGUUAUUCUGUUUGUGAUAAUAGAAGUAUUAAAAAUUAGUUCCUAUUUAUUUUCAAUGUACUUUUGUAGAUAUCAGCAAGAAUAAAUU